AUGACUGUAUCUGAGCAACGUGCGCCCGCGCAACCUGAGAUGCAGGCCCGACACAGCCUCUUGUGGCAUCUGCUUAUUGACCUACCCAUAUUACUGCUCGUGGCAGCAGUCUGCAUUCUUCUAGAAGUUGGAGCGCUACCAAGUAGGCGUAGUGGGUUCAGAUGCAACGAUCCGGACCUCUCAUUCCCUCAUACGGGAGACACUAUCUCCAUCUCGCUCGUCGCAACAAUUACUGUUAUUGUGCCCUAUCUAAUAAUGUGGGCUAUUGAAACUAUACUACAUAGGGACGACGAGUACACGAUUAAGAAAAAUAAGCUCUACGCUAGUGCUAAAACCGCUGCAUUCAUAUAUAGAGACUAUAUAUAUGGUGCAGUUCUUAACUUGACAGUUUUGGAGGUUGUGAAGUGCGUCGUGGGUUCACCGAGACCGACUUUCUUUGAUUUGUGCGAACCAGACAAAGCGAGGACAUGUAAUGGUUCUGAGUACGUAAGCAGCUUCACGUGUACAUCUACGAAGUUCUCUCGGUACUUACAGAUCGACUCCAGUAGAAGCUUUCCAUCUGCACACACCUCUUUAUCCGUCUACUCCGGACUCUUUUUAGCGUGGUACCUGCAAAGGCGAGCGUUCAGCUGGCACAACCGGUCGGCGCUGGCGGUGCCGCUGUUGCAGCUUCUGUGCGCGCUGUACGCGGUGGCGUGCCCGCUCACGCGCGUCACCGACCGCCGCCACCACUGGUGGGACGUGCUCGCCGGCGCCGUCAUGGGCGUCGCCACUGUCGCUUACACGGUUCUAGUUCUUUGCAAGAACUUCUCCCAACCGGCCGUAGUGAGCACGAGCGACAUCUCCAGCAGCGACGGCAACAACCACCAGUCGGUGCGGCGCCUGCUGGCGAGCGCGCCGCAUCGUGCCGUGCCC
This is a messenger RNA of Brenthis ino (lesser marbled fritillary), 915 nucleotides long. The record is from the annotation of a GenBank genome assembly. NCBI's taxonomy places the organism in Eukaryota, Metazoa, Arthropoda, Insecta, Lepidoptera, Nymphalidae.